AUGGAAGCGCACCCGGGCAAGAUAGAGUUUUUCUGCAAGCUGGGGUAUGGCAAACAGGACAUCUGCAAAGUGCUGGAAAAUCUGGGCCAAGGGGCCCUGGAGGAUGAUGUGCUGAAAGAGUUGAUUCGGGUAGGUAGCAGGCCUGUGGCUCAGGAGAGGCAGGCCCAGCAUCCUCUCCCAAAACUUGUCCCCCGUGGGUCGUGUAGCAGUCCGGCAGUGCCCAAGCAGCCAGAAGAGGUGGCAAGCGAUUCUUCCAGUCACUUGAGACCUAUCGUGAUCGAUGGCAGCAACAUUGCUAUGAGCCAUGGGAACAAAGAAGUGUUCUCAUGCCGGGGGAUUCAGCUGGCAGUGGACUGGUUCAGGGAGAGAGGCCACAAAGACAUCAAGGUCUUUGUCCCAUCGUGGAGAAAGGAAGCACCACGAUUUGACAGCCCCAUUACAGAUCAGCACAUUCUUGAUGAGCUUGCAAAGCAAACCAUUCUCGUGUACACUCCAUCCCGCAAGGUGAAAGGCAGGCGGGUGGUCUGCUAUGAUGAUCGCUAUAUAAUUAAAGUGGCCCAUGAGAAAGAUGGGGUGAUUGUUUCCAAUGACAACUACCGGGACCUCCAGAGUGAGAAUCCUGAGUGGAAGUGGUUCAUCGAGCAACGGCUACUCAUGUACUCCUUUGUCAGUGACAAGUUUAUGCCUCCUGAUGACCCGCUAGGCCGUCAUGGACCUACUCUUUACAAUUUCCUCAGCAAAAAGCCAGUGCUUCCUUUUACUAGAUGGCAGUCCUGUCCUUAUGGCAAAAAAUGCACAUAUGGCAGCAAGUGCAAAUUUUUCCACCCCGAACGACAGUAUCAAGCUCAGCUGUCAGUGGCUGAUGAGCUCCGAGCCAAAACAAAGGCCUCGUCUCAAAGCUUGGGGACAGAGGAAGAAAAGUUGAAGGCUGCCCCAACUACAACCCAAGGAGGGAAUGCAUCCCACGGCGCUUGCAUAGAAAGGCUGCAGGCAUCCAGUGGUGCUACAGGCGGCAGCAGCAGCUCCACUCAGAGCUUUGCAACGGAUUGGUUCCAUUCUACGCAACAGGAAAGGACCUACACUGAGCAUUCAGCUAGAGCCUGGGGAGACAGGCCCUUGUGUAAGCUGGAACCCGAACAAAAUGUAUUACAGCAAGACCUACAGAGAGAGCAAAGGCUCAUGGAAAAGCAGCUCUCUGCAUUAUCCCUCAGGGACAAGAUAUAUAGUGCAAAUAGGCCGGCAGACACCUCUGAGAGAGGGGAUGCAAAGGACAGUACCCAUCAAUGCUGUAAUCUUAGACACAAUCACUGUCACAAUCUAUAUGCAACUCAUCACAACCAUAGUUUGGACUGCAUGUGCUUACAACAGUGCGAGCUGCCUUCUCAUCUUUGUAGGCACCCAGCUCGCUCUAGACCUGAGCACUGGGGCAAUGUGCAAAUGUUAGCAGUGCAGAGUCAGAGAAUCCAAUACAUUGUGGACAGAUCUCAGUCCACACAAGGCCUGCAGGCCCAACAGCAAGUCACACGCUCUGUCAGGUCUCCUCCGAAUGGCCCAUUUCCCUACAGCAAACGUGAAGAUGGACAAUACCAAAGGCAUUUGCAGAAUCAGCCUCCCAUUCAGCCAUUUUUGUUAGAUCCCCACAAGGGGCCCGGCUCCUUCAACUACUCACCCACUUCUCAUAGCGAGUAUCUCCCGAAUCAUGCUCCAGAACCACUUGCUGGAGAGCGAGCGCACAUCCGCAGCGCGCUCUGCUCGGUCUUCCCAUACGAUGAAGUGGAUCGAGUUAUGUUCUUGUACCCUGAUCUCAAGGAUAUGGCUAGUUUAAUUUUACUAAUUCAAAGACACAGGCUCUUAUGAAGUGGAGGAGACUCUCCUCACAUCAGUCCCCCAAAAGAAAACCAAAAACCAAGAGACUUUGCCAGCUGGGGCCAGGCGUCCAAGGUUGUUUCCAGCUCUGCCAGUGACUCACUGUGUAGCCUUGGGCAAGUCAGUUAGACUCAAAUGGUGGCAGGCAGCCACUGGCCCCAGCAGGCGAUGGUAAGGAGCUGCACCACCCAUGGAGGGAUCCUGGGGAGGGACUGUGCCUCGGAGAGCGAUUCCUUCCUUGAGGCACAAUCCUCACUGAGUUCCCUAGUGGACAGGAACACUGCACCAUCCUUAGGAUCCCCCUGGUGUGGAUGGCCCACUCUACUUCCUGUUGUGGGGCUGUUGCCCCUUCUCCCUCCCCAUCUCCUGUGAGAUGUCAGCCAUCCCUGGAAGUGGAGCUGGCCCUGGUCCUGCAUACAGGUGCUGCAAUUGUGACUGACCUAUAUGCAGACCACACAAGG
Messenger RNA from Terrapene triunguis (Three-toed box turtle), 2327 nucleotides. It is a transcript of the gene ZC3H12D, whose product is annotated as zinc finger CCCH-type containing 12D. Gene Ontology annotation, cellular component: cytoplasmic ribonucleoprotein granule; nucleus. Gene Ontology annotation, biological process: 3'-UTR-mediated mRNA destabilization; nuclear-transcribed mRNA catabolic process, RNase MRP-dependent. Gene Ontology annotation, molecular function: metal ion binding; RNA endonuclease activity; mRNA binding. The record is from RefSeq and is a predicted model, not a curated record. The transcript has 5 exons. Bases 1 to 1857 code for a protein of 618 amino acids. NCBI's taxonomy places the organism in Eukaryota, Metazoa, Chordata, Testudines, Emydidae.